Mytilus californianus (California mussel) is the source of this 1396-nucleotide messenger RNA. RefSeq lists its product as uncharacterized. Lineage: Eukaryota; Metazoa; Mollusca; Bivalvia; Mytilida; Mytilidae. The transcript is spliced from 5 exons. The record is from RefSeq and is a predicted model, not a curated record. Bases 108 to 902 code for a protein of 264 amino acids.
AAUCGGGACGAUUUUGGAUUGGCAGUAUCAAACCAGGAUUCCAAACAAAUAUAUAUGGAGCAAAAAAUUGCAGUGUCAUUAACCGGAAUUAUGGAUUACCUAUUGAAAUGAUAAAUUCAACACAGUGCUUGUAUGUAGACCUAUCAGGAACUGUUGAGUUUGCGGACUGUCAUCUGAAAUAUCCGUUUUUAUGUACUUCCGAUAAAACAAUUCAAGAUCAAGAAUAUUAUUCCACUGAUAUAACAGAAAUCAAUGUAGCUUCAAGUCUGGCAAUUCAUGAGGUGAUUUACAAUUUAACCAACGAGGAAUGUGGGACUUCAUGUAAAUCGUUGUUUAGCUGUGUGUAUAGUACUUAUGAGGAGAAUAACUGCACAAUCUGGAAAGAUAUGGCAUAUGAUGUAUAUGUUUCAUAUGAUUUGAGUAUAAGUUCCGGAUCAAUGACAAAUAAUUCAAUCUUUAUCAAGACUUCUAACAGAGUGCAUAUAAUACUUAUUGAGGAAGACACAGUAUACAACAAUACAUUCAAUUGUGUAUUUUCUUUUCCACUGCAGAACACAACAGAACAAUCAGCUAACCUGACGGUAUGUGAAUUUUGUCCUAAUGCUGAAAAAUGCAAUGCCACUAGUUUUGCAGCAAAUAUUACUUUAGAAGUUGCCCUCGAAGUUGCAGAAGACCUCAGAAAGAACUUGACAGUAGACAAGACAUCCUUAUCGUCAUACCGACGUCGGUUAGAAUGUGCAGAUGAUAGUAGACCGUCAUCAAAAGUAUUCGGUGGUUUUGCUUUAGGUGUAUUAGUAGGUCUUGUGGUGAUAGCUAUUGUUUUAGACUGUCCAACAUUGACACGUCAUUUACGUCUAUGUAAUGUCAGAAACAAGAAAUAUAAAGAUCUUGAACAAAGUUAAAAUUCGAAUUAAAUUGUUUCCAAUGUAAUAUAUAUGUUUAUUUCUACCAAGACGUUCGCAAAAUGCGACAUGAGUUUUAUGUCGAUUUCUAAGGACAAUUCUAUAAACGAUUUUGUUUCAAUUCGUGUGAGCUAAAUGUCAAUUAUUGCAUGUUCUUUUUAAAAACAGGUAUAAUAAUUCACGACACCAAGUUUUGGGCAAGGUUUUUGCUAGCACAUGGUCAUGGUCAUUUCAUUGCACUAAAAAAGUGUUCAAAUAAAAGCAUAUCACCUAUAAUGGUUUACUUUUAUAAAUUGUAACUUGGAUGGAGAGUUGUCUCAUUGGCACUCAUAACACAUCUUCCUAUAUCUAUCAAAUAAAAGCAUAUCAAGCUGUAUUUAUUAAGUAUGAAAUAUUGCUUUUUUAUUUCAUAUUCCAUUGAUGAACAAAUUAAGAUUUUUUCAUGAAUGUUUACUUAUCGGUUCAUGUUGGGUACAAUGCACGUCAAGGCAAAU